This is a messenger RNA of Dacryopinax primogenitus, 2287 nucleotides long. RefSeq lists its product as uncharacterized. The record is from RefSeq and is a predicted model, not a curated record. The coding region runs from base 19 to 2238 and encodes 739 amino acids. NCBI's taxonomy places the organism in Eukaryota, Fungi, Basidiomycota, Dacrymycetes, Dacrymycetales, Dacrymycetaceae. The transcript has 5 exons.
UUUACACUGAAAUUUACGAUGGUCAUAGAUGAGAAGAGUGUUCAACAUCCUCCUCCAGAUCUUGCGGAGGACAUGAGUGCCGUCAGGGUCGAAGUAGACGCAGAAAACACCGGCGAAGGAGACCUUCCGACAUAUGCAGAGCUACAACAAGCAGCGCCACCGAACUCGAGGUUCGGACGCUGGAGAGAGUGGAUAGACAAGCGUUCUGCUGAACGCUUUGCCGACCAGACGCCAGAGGAACGACGCGCACGGCAGGAACGCUUGGGCUGGGGAGAAAAUCUUGUUGCUUCUCCCACCGAUGUCAGCCCACAGGCGGACGAACAUAUCGCCUCAUCGAGCUUCCAACCUACCCCACCCGAACUGCAAUCACCACCCUCAUACCCGCAACCACCGCGUUUAGGCGAUCCUCUACCGCCCACCCAAGCAGCUCUUUACACCUUUGGUUCCCGCUUCCUCUCCCAUUCCAGACACCACAUUUGCUGCCUCCUACCUGUCGCACGUGACCACUUCCUGCUCAUUGGGACAACCGAAGGUCUUUCUGUACUCAAUGUUCUCCCGCGGCUACAUGGGGAGGAGCCACUGGGUGUGUCGGCCGGACUAGAUGGCGCCAAGACGCGAGAACUGUGGAGGGGCUGCGGGGUUGUGCAGGCCGCCUUGCUCGAGGAUGCGAGCGGCAUCAUGGGAGGAGAUCCUGAUCAAGGGAUCGUCCUUGCGCUUGUUACGACAACACAUUAUGACGCAACGGGUCGCUGUGAGACCGUGCGACAACUGAGGAUGUACAAACUGUCGAGCUUGGUCAGUCUGAUUAAAUGGACUGUUACCCAAAAGGAGUGUGUUCCAAUAGAGCUUCCUAAGUCCGCGUCUUGGGACAGCCCGUCUACAAAGAAGCAGCGAAAUCGUCUGAGCAACUUGAUAAACCUACUAGCCGAAGGGCCAGAUCACGCGCCUCGACCUUCUUCUCCUCAACCCGCCUCACCUUCUCGCUCCCAGUCCGUCCGUUCGCGCCCACAGCCUCCUGUCGGCAGGUCUUCGUGGGACAAUAUGGACGAUCUUCCUCUUCAAUGGGCAACCGACUACCAGCCGUUUCAGCACCCCAAAAUUGCGGGUGCUAAUGUCCUCUUCUUUGAGCUCUGGAAAUCGGACGACAAUGGAAACUAUGGACGCACCAUGCUGGCGGUUGGGACGCCCAAGAGCAUCGUCCUCUUUGAGGCACCUCGAGGCGAACGCGCAUUUACAUUUGUGAAGGACUAUUAUACCCCACAUCCACCUAAGAGCGCCAAAUUUAUUCACCAAGCAGUUCCUGAAACCACUUCCCCUGCACACCAUCAUACCCUUUCUUCUCAUAGCAAAGAGAGCAUGCGUUCCGAACACGGGUCGAUUAGAUCCACGCGCAUUCGUCGCAUCUCCCUUCCAGGACAAACCACGCCUCAGCUCAGCCUGUUCAUUACAUUCGAGAAGAAGGCAGUCGUCGUCCGGCUCAGCGACGCGGCGGUUGGAGAAGUUGAUGUCUAUUCGGACGGCGGACCUGCCGAUCUUUCACCCACACAUAGUCUAUCUGGUCAUGGCAAUAAGUUGCAUAAACACAAUUCCGACGCUGGAAAAGAAAGCAGGCCUCUGUGGGCGCCACUCGUGCCGCUAUACUUGCCCAUUCCAACCCCAUUACCUUCAACUUCCCAGUAUUAUGCACCACCACCUGAGCGUGUAUACUACCUCAUCACGCGUGGCAAUCAUACGUACGCUUAUCCAACACCUUUACCCAUCCCUGUCAGUGUGUCGCAGGCAUCGUAUGUGCACACUUGGACCGCGCCACCUAAUCAAGUCGCUGGCCGCGUUAUUCUGGGUCCGGACGGUGCCGCCAAUCUUCAGCUCAUCAGCUUUGGCAAUGGAGUGGAAAUCCAGGAGAUCCCCGUCGCCGACAUCAUCUCUGGCCAGCAGAACAAGUCUCUUGGACGCGCUGCUGGCAAACUCAGGUCACCUACAGCAAACACGCGCUGCACAAUUGUGCACGAAGGCUUCCCCGCGGGAUACCUUUGCUCCGGCGGGGAAUGGAACAGGUUGGCUGCUACCGGAAAUGCGUGGAGGCUUCUAUCCACUCGACCGCCGGUCCAGAGAAAUAUGUCGGACGACUCCUUGGACGACAGAUCGCGUGUGUCAGAUGCUGGGGUGUACGCUUGGAUACAGAAGGACGUAGAAGAUUAUCGCGUGUUUUGGCUUGGAUCGAAGGACUCCGAUGUCUGAGGCGAGGCUGUAGCAAUCCAUGAUCUGCUCAUUUCACUGUAACAUACGC